GCAGAGGCGCCGCAGCUCCCGCAGCCGCAGCCCCAGGGCCUGGCGUAGCCCCCGCUGCCGCUCCCGCAGCUCCUGCAGCCGCCCGGCGGGCGCCCCUGCGCCGGGCAGAGCCCGAUAGGGAGCCCCUGAGCGGCGCCGUGGGGCACGGGGGGCGGCGAUGUCCCGUGGGGCGGCCGAGGGGGCCCCCGUGCCCCCCGGCCCCCCCCCAGCGCCACCCCCCGGGCGCCCCACGGUUUACGUCCUGCUGGAGGGGCCCAGCGCCCCCGACACCCUCCGGCUGCUCAGCCUGAGCUCGGUGCUCCCCGAGUCCGGGAUCGUGGCCGACAUCGAGUGGGAGCCGCCUGGGGGGGGGACGCCCGGGGACCCCAGCAGUGACCCCCCCGGCGACCCCCCCGGAGACGCCCCGGGGACCCCCGCGGAUGCUCCCGGCACUUUCUAUUGCCUGAAGAGCCAGCCGCUGCCCAGCAGCGCGGGGCCGCCCCCCCCGGCAGCCGUGGCGGCCCCCCCCCCCGCCGCCGCCCCCCCCUCGUCCCGGGUGCUGCUGCGGCAGCAGCUGAUGCGGGCGCAGGCGCAGGAGCAGGAGCAGCGGGAGAGGAGGGGGCCCCCCGGCCCCCCCGCCGCACCCGGCCCCCCCGGCCCUUCGCCCGCCAUCGCCGUCGGCGCCCCGCAGCCCCGGGCUCCCCCCCACGUGCCCCCCGAGGUGCUCAAGGUGCAGACCCACCUGGAGAACCCCACGCGUUACCACCUGCGCGCGGCGCAGCGGCAGCAGGUCCGGCAGUACCUCACCUCCGCCCUGGGCCGGGGACCCCCCAGCCCCCCGGGGCCCCCCCCGGCGCCCCCCGCCCCCCACAGCCCCCUGGCCCUGCUCCACAUCGGCCCCGGCUCCGAGAAGGAGAUCGAUGAUGUCAUCGAUGAGAUCAUCAGCCUGGAGUCCAGCUACGAGGAGCUGCUCAGCUUCGGUCCGGCCGAGGGGGGGCUCCAGCUGCCGAACACGCUGCCUGCCCCCGGGCCCCUCCUGGAGGUGUUCAGCCCCCCCCCGGGCGGCAGCAGCUCCUGCCCCGCCGAGCUGCCCCACGUCAAGGCUGAGCUCUCGGAAACGGAGGCAAAGGCGCUGCUGAAGGAGCGGCAGAAGAAGGACAACCACAACCUGAUCGAGCGGCGCCGACGGUUCAACAUCAACGACCGCAUCAAGGAGCUGGGGACCCUCAUCCCCAAAUCCAAUGACCCGGAGAUGCGCUGGAACAAGGGCACCAUCCUGAAGGCCUCGGUGGAUUACAUCCGCAAGCUGCAGAAGGAGACGCAGCGCUCCCGCGAGCUCGAGCUGCACCAGCAGCGCCUGGAGCAGGCGAACCGCAGCCUCCAGCUCCGCGUCCAGGAGCUGGAGCUGCAGGCGCAGCUGCACGGGCUCCCCCUGAGCCCUUCGGCGGCGCCGACGGCCGAGGUGGGGUGCGAGGAGGCCCCCGGGGGUCCCCCCUUCCCCCCGGGUGGUCCCCCCACUCCCCAGUGCCUCCUGGACCUGGCGCUGGCUGACGACCUGCCCCCGGGGCUGGGCCUGCCCCUCGGUCUGGGGGGGCCCGACGGGGGCCUGGAUGACAUCCUGAUGGACGACGGCGGGGGUCUGUCGCCCCUCGGCCCCCCCGGCGCCCUCCUGGCCUCCCCGGGGCCCUCCCGCGCCUCCAGCCCCCGCAGCAGCCUCAGCAUGGAGGACGACCCCUGAGCGUGGGCCCCCCCCCCCCACCCUGCGCCGCCCCUUUAAGGACCCUCGGGUGUUGCCCUUUUAAGGACACCCCUCCCCCCCACCCCACCCCGACGGCUGUUUCAGGUGGGCCCCACAGGGUGGUGUUUUAGGGCUCUUAAAAGGGGCAGGCCCUUUUUCAAGGGCGGCGUUGGCCUUUUGAGGUGCUGCCACCGUAUCGCCCUUUUAAGAUGCCCGGUUGGUGGACCCCUCCCUCCUUAAAGGACCUCGGCUUGGCAUAGCCCUUUUAAGGCCCUCGCACCGUGUCGCCCUUUUAAGUCGCUGGUGUGGGCCCCACUUCGGUGUGGCCUUUUAAAGGCCUAUGCCUGCCGUGGCCCUUUUAAGGUUCCUCUUCAGCCCUGCCCUUUCGAGAGGCAGCCCCGCCCCUCAGGGAAGCCCAGGCCCCGCCCCUGGGAAGGCCCCGCCCCCCGGCUGGCCCCGCCCCCUUCCCGCCCUUCCCCAACAAGGGGGCUCCUGGGGGCUGGGCCCUCAGGCAAGAAGCUCCGCCCUCCCCGCUGUCACUCACACGUGCCCCCGCCCACCGCACUAACGCCCCGCCCUCUUUUCGAGGCCCCGCCCCCCCUUAAAGGGGCCGCCCCCCCCUCCCCCCGCACCCCGAUUUUGUACGGAAACUGUCGCGUGGGAAAUAAAACGUUUGUU
Grus americana (Whooping crane) is the source of this 2395-nucleotide messenger RNA. It is a transcript of the gene TFE3, whose product is annotated as transcription factor binding to IGHM enhancer 3. Bases 158 to 1717 code for a protein of 519 amino acids. Gene Ontology annotation, molecular function: protein dimerization activity; RNA polymerase II cis-regulatory region sequence-specific DNA binding; DNA-binding transcription factor activity, RNA polymerase II-specific. The transcript is spliced from 11 exons. Gene Ontology annotation, biological process: regulation of transcription by RNA polymerase II. Gene Ontology annotation, cellular component: nucleus. Lineage: Eukaryota; Metazoa; Chordata; Aves; Gruiformes; Gruidae. The record is from RefSeq and is a predicted model, not a curated record.